Solea senegalensis (Senegalese sole) is the source of this 3434-nucleotide messenger RNA. RefSeq names its product estrogen-related receptor gamma b (gene esrrgb). The record is from RefSeq and is a predicted model, not a curated record. The transcript has 7 exons. Gene Ontology annotation, biological process: regulation of DNA-templated transcription. Lineage: Eukaryota; Metazoa; Chordata; Actinopteri; Pleuronectiformes; Soleidae. Bases 353 to 1723 code for a protein of 456 amino acids. Gene Ontology annotation, cellular component: nucleus. Gene Ontology annotation, molecular function: steroid binding; DNA-binding transcription factor activity; nuclear steroid receptor activity.
CUCGUCUCUGCACCUCCUUCCUGUUUUCUCUUCUUUUUUUUAACCUUCUCUGUACCAGCAAUUAAAUCCACUCUUCUUCUUCCUCUUCUUCUUCUCCUGCUCUCCAUACGUCCUCCUGAGCCUGAGUGAGCGGCACCUGUGCAGAGUGGAGUUCGCCGGGCCGAGGCAGUGCGUUGAACAGGGGAGGGCGGGGAUAGAAAACACCCCUGGAACACCUGACUUAACAUUUCAUGAAGAUAUGUGGAGACUCAGGAAGUGAUCUCCUCCUCUUCCAGCCUUUUUUUUUUGUUUUGCCCUGAGCUGUUUGUUCACCUGUUUUGAUCGCAACACCUGGAAUGCUUAACGUGGACUGAUGGAUGUUUCCGAACUGUGCAUCCCUGACCCUCUCUGCUAUCACAGCCAGUUGCUAACCAGAAUGCCCGCUGAGGACCGACACCUCUCCUCGAGCUGUGGUUCCUACGUCAAAACCGAGCCUUCCAGUCCUUCCUCCUCACUCGUGGACACCGGCAGUCACCACAGUCCCAGCGGCAACUCCGACGCCAGCGGCGGUUACAUCAACGGCAGCGGCGGACGCUCGCACGCCCUGGACUCCCCGCCCAUGUUCAACCCGGGCAUGCUGGGAGGCGGCAGCGCCUGCCUACGCCGCUACGAGGAGUGCUCCGGCGGCAUGGCGGAUGACUCGACAAUCAAGUGCGAGUACAUGCUCAAUGCCAUCCCCAAGAGGCUGUGCUUGGUGUGUGGUGACAUUGCCUCGGGCUACCACUACGGGGUGGCCUCCUGCGAGGCCUGCAAAGCCUUUUUCAAAAGGACGAUACAAGGUAAUAUCGAGUACAGCUGUCCGGCCACCAACGAAUGUGAGAUCACCAAACGGAGACGCAAGUCGUGCCAGGCCUGCCGCUUCAUGAAGUGUCUCAAAGUCGGCAUGUUGAAAGAAGGUGUGCGUCUGGACAGGGUGAGAGGAGGGCGACAGAAAUACAAACGGAGACUGGACGGAGAGAACGGCGCCUACCUCGGCCUCACCAUCCCCCCUCCUGCCAAAAAGCCAUUGACGAAGAUCGUUUCCCAUCUGUUGGUGGUGGAGCCAGAGAAGAUCUAUGCCAUGCCUGACCCCACCAUGCCAGACGGAGACAUCAAGGCCCUGACCACGCUGUGCGACUUGGCCGACCGUGAGCUGGUGGUCAUCAUCGGCUGGGCCAAACAUAUCCCAGGUUUUUCCACUCUCUCACUGGCAGACCAGAUGAGUCUGCUGCAGAGCGCCUGGAUGGAGAUCCUGGUGCUGAGCAUCGUGUUCCGCUCGCUGCCCUGCGAGGAUGAGAUAGUGUACGCAGAGGACUAUGUGGUGGACGAGGAGCAGGCCAGGAUCUCGGGCCUGCUGGACCUGCACGUCGCCAUCCUGCCACUGGCCCGGCGCUACAAAAAGCUGCGCAUGGAGAAGGAGGAGUUUGUCACGCUCAAAGCCAUCGCCCUUGCCAAUUCAGACUCCAUGCACAUAGAGAACAUCGAGGCCGUCCAGAGGCUCCAGGAUUCUCUCCAUGAGGCCCUGCAGGACUUUGAGGGCUCCCAGCACCCAGAGGACCCUCGGCGAGCAGGCAAGCUCCUAAUGACCCUGCCUCUGCUCCGCCAGACUGCCACCAAGGCAGUACAGCACUUCUACAGCAUCAAAAUGCAGGGCAAGGUCCCCAUGCACAAACUAUUCCUCGAGAUGUUGGAAGCCAAGGCUUGACGCCCGGCCACGUUCGACAGACAGCUGCAUCGGCCAGUGAGCGGCGAGAGACAGCCCGUAAAAAUAAAGGCAGCGUGCCAAUUUGACAGGGAGAGGAUGAAGCUUUGGACGACCGGGUCAUUUUAACACUUUUAAAAUCGUAAUAAACAGAAAAGAAAAAAAGGAACUUGAGAGGUGCGGAUAUCAACCUGAUUGAUGUGGGAUCACGGUGAUGAUGUAAAUAGAGAUGUUUGUGUACAGAAAUCAGGCAACUAAGGUCUUGUUAUAACCAGAGACCCACUGCUGUAUAUCACCUGAAGCUUCUGUGAAUUUGUUUCUUAUUUUCAUCUCAAAAUGGAAGUGUGUUAAUAUAAAUGUCCUAAAGUUUUUUUUUGUUUUUUUGUUUUUGUUUCUUUGAUAUUUCCUAAUCUCAGUUGUUCUCAGCAAUAGUCUCUAACUGGUCUACAUAUAAUAUGUGUACUGUAUAUUUGUGUGAAAUUGCACUGGCUGGGGGAGAAUUGUAAGACAUGUUCUUAUGUUCAUCUUCAAAGAAAGCGCCGCCCACCGCGGGAACGCAAGGGUUCUCGAUUUCCUCGUGAUAUAUUUACCUCAUAGUAGCUUUGUCAGCUUUGAUGGUUAUAGUCAACUUGGUGCUCACAGAAGGACAGUUGGUUGGCUGGCGAUCAUGGUUCUCAAAGAGUUUGCACUAAGCAUCAAUAAAUAACGUGGCAAUAAUGGAUAACUGUAUGAGCGAGCUCCGUGUGGUGGCGUCCGAGUGUUGGGUGUUUGGGUUCGUCGCUCGUCACCUCUCUCUGCGUUCCGUGUCACGCGGUGGCAACUAAACAUACUGUGAAACCUACACGUGUGUAUACUCUGUGCUCUGAAUCUAUGUGGACUGUCAUAAAACCUUUAUUUUAUACAAAUACAGAUAAGGGACACGAUUGAGGCAACAGCUAUGCAAUUCAAUGCGAUCUAACGCAACCCGAUAGUCGUGCAAUAAACACAUCGCAACCUCUGUGAUGACCGCCUGUGGUCAUUCUGAGUCUCUACGUUGUGAUGGUGCUGUAUUAGAUUGCAAUAUAUUGUGUAGGUUUUGCUUUUUCUUGUGUCGCUAUAGUAUUGAUCACAUUAGAUCCACAGUGACUUUAAAAACAGAAAGAAUAGAUAUCCAUUCAUCUGCAUGAGGGUCGCGGGGGCUGCUGGCGACAAUUUCACAGGGGCGAACAGCGGGGUACACCCUCGACAGGCUGAAUAACACAUGAGACCUCACAUUAGCUCAUUGUUAAUGAAGGGGUUAAUCGUCGAGGCUGUUAACUGUACAUUUGUGCAAACACUGACACUUUGAUGCAUUGAUGUGAACGUGCUAGUUAACACAUUCAAAGACAUACACUGAGAGCGUUGUAUUUAUCUAUCGAUCAUAAACCAGUUGCCAAAUGAUGAAAGAAAUCGGCAGAGUAAGGUGACACAGAUAUCAAGGUAUUUCUUACAAAAUCAUACAAUAAUUACACAACAUUCUGAGGCAGAUAUUGUCCUUUAUGAACACUUGAAAGCAGCCGUGUCUUUAAAGUGUCAAGUGCCAUUAGCUUCUGCCCAAACGAGGUGAGAUGAGAGAAAGCCGAGCGACCAGUAACUACGGACAAUCCCCCGCAGGGACACACGCUAUUGAUUCACUGUAAUGUAAUGCAUAGAUAAUUAAAACCCAACACAUUAGAGAAUACAAUUCCCAUGAUGC